UUCAACAACACAAAAGCAAAAUACACCGACCGAUAACGAAGGAUGAUUUCAUUUGCUGGCCUUAGCCAUUGUUACGAAAUAACUUCUUGUUGCGAAAUACCGGUGCCGGCUUAACAUUUUUUCGUUAGAAUAACAGAUUUAGAAACGACUCACAUCAGUCGUAUAAAUACGGUCGCUGUAACAGCAACUUCUUUCAAUAAUCGAUUUCAUUCCGUUGUGCUCACAUUAUAAGUGAGAGAAUUAGUCAUAAAAACAACCGGCAUUGUUGUUCGUUUAUGGUGAAACUAAUUUUCUAUCGUUGAAUUUCGUUAAUAUCAAACUUAUAAUGGGGACCUUUGGCGAUUUACCCCACGAUUCAUUUUGUGGUACUUCUGGCUGGUCAAUGGAUGCAUUAAGUUCUCAUAAAAUUACCGUUGCAUCAGUGCUUCUCAGUGUUGGGGUGAUAAUUGCAUAUCUUGGAUAUUUUGCAUUGAAACAAUUGGUGAACAUUCUGUGGUACCACUUUAUGCGAUCCGUUGAAAUCACAAACUCAAUCGCAAGCUACUGUGACACACGAGCGAAUCUCCUGCAAUGGCUCCAGAAUAAUGUCGAAACAAAACGUUUGCCGCACGUAAACGUUGGUUUUGAUAGUCGUCGCGAAGAAAAUGGCCAGACAAUUUAUGAGAUGAAAAACAGUCCGCGCUAUCAAACAACACAUUAUUUCACAUACAAAGGCCAUUGGGUACUAUUGAGUCGUUAUUACGUAAAAAAUGUUGUGUCGAAUGAUGUCACAUGGGAAUCGAUCACAUUAACCACAUUCCGAACAAAUGCGUCCAUCUUGGGCGAUAUUAUGGAAGAGGUGCGUUUGUUAUUCGAGGAAAAACCACUGACAGAAGAUAAGACCCGAUUCUAUUUCGCCAAUGACGGAUAUUGGACUGAAUGCGGCACUGGCAAGAGGAAGCGCCCAUUAUCAUCGGUUAUAUUGAACACGACAACAGCAACUAAAAUCAACGGCGACUUGCGUGAGUUUUUGGACACAUCAAAAUGGUACCAAGAUCGAGGCAUUCCAUACAGACGAGGCUACUUAUUGUACGGUCCACCCGGAUGCGGAAAGUCCUCCUUUGUGAAGGCAAUAGCUGGCGAAAUCAAUUACAGCAUUUGCAUUAUGUCACUGUCAUCAAAGAAUUUGAACGACGACACUCUGAAUGGUCUCAUGAAUUCCACACCCGAGAAUUGUAUCAUUCUGUUGGAGGAUGUUGAUGCAGCCUUCCCAAAUCGUGAUAUGCAAGAUGACGACGAUGAUAAGAAAGAUGAAAAGAAGAAAAAGCAGCAAACGCCACAGGUGAGCGAAAAUGGCUCAGGAAAAGUAACACUCCGUGGAUUGUUGAAUGCAUUGGAUGGCGUUGCAUCGACAGAAGGACGUAUCAUUUUCCUCACAACCAAUUACAUCGAUCGAUUGGAUUCAGCUAUGACGCGACCGGGUCGUGUUGAUUUGAAAGUGCCAAUCGAUUUGCCAGACGAUGAUCAAUUGUUCCGAAUGUUCACUCAUUUUUAUCCGGAAGCGAAUGUUGAGACAGACGCCAAGGAAUUUGUUCGUAAAAUUCGGGCGUUGAAGAAGCCCAAAGUUAGUAUGGCUAUGGUUCAGGGCCACUUUAUGAUGCACAAAUAUGAUUACAAAGACAUGAUGGAUGGACUUGAACAAUAUUUCGAAGAACAAUUCUUCUCGCUUAACCAAAAGAACUAAGAGUUUGGAUAUGCUGUGAU
Messenger RNA from Bradysia coprophila, 1743 nucleotides. Its product is annotated as mitochondrial chaperone BCS1-like. Gene Ontology annotation, molecular function: ATP binding; ATP hydrolysis activity. Lineage: Eukaryota; Metazoa; Arthropoda; Insecta; Diptera; Sciaridae. The record is from RefSeq and is a predicted model, not a curated record.